UACGCCAAUGCGUGCUCAUCGCUUCAGCGCGCCGUCUUAUCUCACGGCUUCAGUUAGCGAAAAAAGUUUCUAAGAAAACUACUAAUAUUUCUUAAAAUGCCGCGUGUUUACGUGGGUAGAUUGAGUUACCAUGUUCGUGAGAAAGACAUCCAGAGAUUUUUUAGCGGUUAUGGGAAGCUGCUGGAGAUUGACCUGAAGAAUGGGUAUGGCUUCGUGGAGUUUGAGGACACGCGUGACGCAGACGAUGCCGUUUAUGAACUGAACGGGAAAGACCUUUGUGGUGAACGAGUGAUCAUUGAGCACGCUCGUGGUCCACGAAGGGACCGUGAUGCCGGAUACGGUGGUUAUGGUGGACGUAGCAGUAGUGGUUACAGUAGCCGAAGCCGGACCGGCCGCGACAAGUACGGUCCACCCGUACGCACGGAAUACCGCCUCAUCGUGGAGAACCUCUCCAGCCGCUGCAGUUGGCAGGACCUAAAGGACUUCAUGCGCCAGGCCGGCGAGGUGACCUACGCCGACGCCCACAAGGAGCGGACCAACGAGGGUGUGAUCGAGUUCCGGUCCCGUUCAGAUAUGAGGAGGGCCCUCGACAAGCUGGACGGCACCGACAUCAACGGGCGGAAGAUCCGCCUGGUGGAGGACAAGCCUCGCCGUCGGCGCUCCUACUCGGGCAGCCGCUCCAGGUCUCGUAGCCGGCGUCGCUCUCGCAGCCGGAGGAGCGGGAGUUCCGGCAGCCGCUCAAGGUCUCGCUCAAGGUCUCACUCUCGCAGCAAACGGCGCUCUCGCUCCAGGUCGGACCACAAGUCUCGUUCCAGAUCCGGGAAGAAGUCCCGCAAGUCUCGUUCCAAGUCAAGCUCUCGCACCAGGAAGUCCCGUUCCAAGUCUCCUUCCGCUUCUCGCAAGUCUCGCAGCCGAUCGGCGAGCCACAAAUCCCGCUCUCUCUCCCGUAAGUCUCGUUCUAAGAGCCAGUCAAAAGUCAAGUCUGACCGGGGAACCAGAAGCCACUCCAAGGAGAAGUCUGUCAGCAAGAAAUCCCGGAGUCGCUCCCCCACCCCCACAGAGAAUGGAAACGGAGAAGUGGCCAAGUCUUCCUCCAAGUCCCCCUCCCCGAGAGAAGACCGCCGGGAUUCCAAAUCACCCACCAAACAGUCAGCCUCUCGCUCAAAAUCCCGCUCGCGUUCGAGGUCCAGGUCAGCUUCCCAAGAUUAGAUGUACCUGUUCGAGUUGGAUGUCUGAAACCAGUUUUGACUAUGGGCCUCUGAAAUCACUGGAUUUAUUGAAGUUGGUGAUCGUACAGGUAUUGGCAACUCCGGUCCUGAAAGAUGUGGUUGGUGUCACACUUUUGCCCCUGUUUAAACACCUGACUUCAGUAGAAAACAAAUCAUGACGUUCAAUACAAACUAUUACAAUACAUUUUAUCCACUGGGUUUUCCAUCUUAACAUCUUCAGAUUGAUGUUGCCCAUCCCUGUUUUGGUCAUUUGAAAAACAUUAUUUUGCAUGAGUUCCAGGUUAAUUAUUGUAUACUGAACACAGUAGAAGACUUGUUUUGUAUUCUUCCUCUUCCGAGAUGGCUUAUCCUUUGUGUCAAAGAUACUGGUUUGAUGUUUGAUGUUCUGCUUUCAAGAGGAAUAAUUUCCUACCACUGUAUUGCUUCUUUAAUCUCUGGUAUUUUGGUAUUAAGUCAUGAUUUGUGUUUGGCUGUUGAUCAUAGAUUUCAUAGUAUUGUCUUCACAAAUUGUAAAACGAAGGACGACUAUCACAGAAUUUGAGUUACUUUCUUAAUUAUGCAAGUGUGUGAAUUGGCAGAUUUGUAUUUAUUACUUGCUUUAUUGAUUCAAUAAAUUGAAUGAAUGGAAACAAUCUCUGUCACAGUUUAAAACCAUAUCGUUUAAACUGCUACUAGUAGUUUGAUAGUUGCCAUCAAUUGUCUCUCAAACCGUCACCUAGAUUAAUAGAUUGGUUUAAAUUCAAAAUGCUUCUUAUUGGAAUUAACUAUGAGCAAAAUGCCUCUUUUCCCUGACAUCUGAUUAUUUCCUCAUAUAUAUUUUUUUUAUCCUUAAUUUGUGUUGAUUAAAUAAAGUGUUGAUAUACAA
Esox lucius (northern pike) is the source of this 2094-nucleotide messenger RNA. It is a transcript of the gene srsf6b, whose product is annotated as serine and arginine rich splicing factor 6b. Bases 97 to 1209 code for a protein of 370 amino acids. The record is from RefSeq and is a predicted model, not a curated record. Gene Ontology annotation, molecular function: mRNA binding. Gene Ontology annotation, biological process: alternative mRNA splicing, via spliceosome; mRNA splice site recognition. The transcript is spliced from 6 exons. Lineage: Eukaryota; Metazoa; Chordata; Actinopteri; Esociformes; Esocidae. Gene Ontology annotation, cellular component: cytoplasm; ribonucleoprotein complex; nucleus.